GACAAAGUAAGGGACUGUUCUGACAUUACCGCUCGUGGACCGCUUCCCAAUGGUGCGCAAUCUGCCAAAGUUGAGGGCAAAAAUAAUUGGUUAGUGUACGGAGGAAAGAACGAGGCCGACCCAAGUGCUGAGCUUGUUGCUGGAAAGGCUUACCCAAACGUGGAAAGCAUGGGAUUGCCGUCAGGCACCAUUAUCCAAAGCAUUAAAAUUAAAGCGUAA
Messenger RNA from Paramuricea clavata, 219 nucleotides. The record is from the annotation of a GenBank genome assembly. Lineage: Eukaryota; Metazoa; Cnidaria; Anthozoa; Malacalcyonacea; Plexauridae.